Echinostoma caproni is the source of this 333-nucleotide messenger RNA. The record is from the annotation of a GenBank genome assembly. NCBI's taxonomy places the organism in Eukaryota, Metazoa, Platyhelminthes, Trematoda, Plagiorchiida, Echinostomatidae.
GACGCGGACGGGAAAACCCCGUACAGUCUGGCCGUCAGUCUGAGAAAAAAGCAACUGUGUACCGUGUUUCGACGUUUCCGUUUCUUCCAUCCGGAUCGGUAUGAUUACGACAAGGCACAGCUCAUCUCAAAUCUCGUAUCCGNUUUUGCUGUUCCUGCUGCUGCUGCUCUUGGUGGUGGUGGCGGUGAAAACAGCAGUGUGUUAGCAUCGGUGUACAGUGAAACACAGUUACUCGUUGUUUCCAAUGUGGAUGUGACAUCAGCGGCAAGGUUCCGUUCACCUAUAUGGAAUACAACUUCUGCACUCCCGCUUGCCUCAAAACCCACAGACUGA